GUGUGAUAUCCAGGGAAACUGGCAAAGCAACCAAGAUAGACUAGGGGCACUAUAAUGUGUUUUGUCUCUUGACAGCUGGCAGGCUGUGGGUCUCUGCUGUGCUAUGAAAUUGUAACUACCAGAGAGGGGGCAAGAAAUGCAUGGUGUGCGAGGAAGCUAAUUGGGAGCAUCCCUGGGGUUGGAAUUAGAUGUGAGAACGGCUCAUGCAUGUUCAGCGGGGGAACAUUUGGGUUUUCAGAUGGAGGGUGUUACGUGGGAGACUGGCAGGAUGGCAGAGCACAUGGAUACGGUGUGUGCAAAGGUCCCACAAGGCAGGGAGAGUACAGUGGCCUUUGGAGUAAUGGAUUUGAAUCUCUGGGAGUUUAUACUUGGCCCAGUGGGAACACAUAUCGUGGAUACUGGGACCAAGGGAAAAAAAAUGGAUUAGGUGAGGAACACAAGGGCCGUUGGCUGUACCGGGGUGAAUGGACUCACGGGCUGAAGGGAAGGCUUGGCGUGAGAGAGAGCCUUUCUGGAGCACGUUAUGAAGGACUAUGGACAGAUGGACAGCAAGAUGGUUAUGGCGUAGAGACAUACUCAGAUGGAGGUACAUAUCAAGGCCAGUGGCUGUCUGGUAAGAGACAUGGAUAUGGUGUGCGACAAAGUGUCCCAUACCAUCAGGCGGCUCUCCUACGUUCCCCACGAACUCCAACUCUAGGUUCUUUGCCUCACUCUCCUGGUCCACAUUGUCCUACAGUUCCCGGUCACCUUCCUGGAAGUCCAGCCACAGGAUCCCGUGGAGGUUUUGUCCUAAAAGUUAGAGGUGUUGGUUCAGAACCUCCAGGAGCUGGUGGAAAUGGGAAGCCAAAAAAAAGAGGAUUCUUCUUCACUCGCUCACUUAUCCUCAAUAGUUUACGACUACAUCGUGGCUCAGAUGCCAAAAAUCCAUCUACCGGUCGGGACAGUCAACGUAGUUCCUUGAGGAGUGAGACAAGGGGAGCUGGAGGAUCCCUGAGCUCUAGUGCCAGUCAAGAUGGUUCCAGUGCAAGUGUUGCAGAGACAGAGAGUGAACUACCAAUUGGUGCCUGGGAAACAGAGACAUAUGCAGGUGAAUGGAGAGGAGACCGCCGCAGUGGGUAUGGGGUCAGUCGUCGAUCCAAUGGGCUCUGCUAUGAGGGAGAAUGGCUGAGGAACAGAAGGCAUGGCUAUGGAAGAACCACGUACCCAGAUGGCUCGCGAGAAGAAGGCAAGUAUAAAAUGAACAUGCUGGCCAGCGGCAAAGUCAAGAGCCUGUUUCCAUUACGAAGGGGCAAAGGGAGAGAGAAAGUGGAAAGAGCUGUGGAAGCUGCAAGGAGAGCUGAGUGUACUGCAAAACAGAAGCAAGAGAUGGCAGUGGCCAGUGCUGCAGAUGCUCGCGUUCAAGCUGAAUCCGCAUCAGUAGCGGCACAGCAGGCACUGGAGGCCUCUCAUGCUGCCCGGAUCCUGUCCCAUGACUUGGAGGAGCUCCUGGAGACGCCAAGUUCCCUAUGUGCCCAAGAUGGAGAAGAACACACUGCUGAGGGUGGGUUACCCUGGCUCAAGCAGCGUCCUCCUGAGUCAUGUCAUGAUGGAACCCCUUUGUCUGACCAAACCCCAGAUCCAAGCUUGCCUCCAAGUCACCCUGACACCCCUCCAGGUCCUGCUUGCUGCCCACUGCGAGAAGGAACUCCUUGUCCUCCCAUCCAGGAGGAGGAGAGCCUUCCUGAGGUGGAAACACCCACACAUACAACUUUCAACUCAGAAGAGCAGGAGACUUCUGAAACCCUCCCUGUCAGUGGACUAAUUCACCCUUCACCCAGCAUUGAACGCACAGAGGAAGUUGUGGACUCUGGGGGGGCAAUGGAACCCCCCCUUAUAUCACGUAUGCAAAUGGAUGCUGACCCUCUUGUGGUGGCUGUCGUGUUGUUUCUUGAUGUCUUGCUUGCAUUCCUCAUCUCGUAUUUUCUUACAUGAUGGGAUGAAGAAGUGCCCCUUAUCGGAAAUUCUUGCACACAGUUUGUCUCUCCCAUUCUCUAUUUUCUCUCAUUUGCUCUUUGGCUCUCUUCUUCUACCUCUUUCACCCUAAUGUUUACAUAUAAAGGGCUUUCUCUCUGUGUCACUUUCUUUCCCUCUUUGGCCUGGAUUCUGUUAUAUAAAACAAAACCGAUUUUUUCAAAUUUUCCUCUUGACAAUAUUAGUACUUUUUGAGAUCCCAGAUUUUUUUAUAACAUAUAUCAGGAUCCAGUCCUCUUGUGGCUUCUUCCCUGUCUCUGUCUCUCUUUUUCUGAGAUGCAGUCUUGUAAACCACGAUAUAAUGACUAUAUGGACUAUGACUGUUGAACACCCUCCCCUUUUUAUCUUUCUUUUCUCUUCUCUGCCACCACCCCUCAUCAUAGCUUCUACGUCACUUUUUCUCUCUUUUACUCUCUUCUCUGAGAAACCAUCUUCAUGGAAUUUCAUCCAGCUCAAUAUAUUUGCUAGAUUUUUCCAUUGCUGACCUAAAAAGUGACCCAACUCCCAAUUGCCUGGUAACUUCCUGUCUAGCUCCCUCUUCUCUCCUGCACUGCAUCUUACUUCUCCUGCAUCACACCCUGCCCUCUCCUGCAUCACCCCCAGCUCCUUGUCCUCUCCUUUCUUCUCACCAAAAUAUAUGAGCCAGCUCACCCAAAGCCUUGUGCUCCCCCUUGCCUUGUGUUUUACGCCCCUUUCAGAGCAUGCACUACAUUCCUAUUUUUGUAGCAGUAUUUUGCCUUCUCUUGAACAUGAAAGAUGCAAAAAAAAAAGGAAGAAAUGAAAAACCUGAUCUAAUAAAAAGUAAAAUGUA
This is a messenger RNA of Spea bombifrons (plains spadefoot toad), 2821 nucleotides long. RefSeq names its product junctophilin 4 (gene JPH4). Gene Ontology annotation, biological process: regulation of synaptic plasticity. Lineage: Eukaryota; Metazoa; Chordata; Amphibia; Anura; Pelobatidae. Bases 208 to 1971 code for a protein of 587 amino acids. The record is from RefSeq and is a predicted model, not a curated record. The transcript is spliced from 5 exons. Gene Ontology annotation, cellular component: plasma membrane; junctional membrane complex; endoplasmic reticulum membrane.